This is a messenger RNA of Sesamum indicum (sesame), 2409 nucleotides long. Its product is annotated as GPI transamidase component PIG-S-like protein. Gene Ontology annotation, biological process: attachment of GPI anchor to protein. Gene Ontology annotation, cellular component: GPI-anchor transamidase complex. The record is from RefSeq and is a predicted model, not a curated record. Lineage: Eukaryota; Viridiplantae; Streptophyta; Magnoliopsida; Lamiales; Pedaliaceae.
AUUAUAAAUUUUGAUUUGAAAUGGAAAAUAUAGUAUGGAGUGACAAUCCCGCGAAGGACUUUAUGUUUAGGGGAAGUUCAAAUGUAAUAAAUUCAUUACGAAUUUCAGUUAAUUUUCUCACUUGAGAAAAGCCCCAGUCCAAGAAAAUGGAUGCCAACAACUCUCCAAGUCCGCCGGCGACGGCUGAUAUCUCCGAAGCUCCGCUAACUUCGGCCUCAGAACGCCAAAGGGAGGAACCUGAUUUCGACGAGGAAACCAUGCGCAAAACCAGACCGGGACUGAAGCGCUUUACUCUCACUCUCACUGUUCUCCUCUCUUUCCUCUUAGGUCUUCCUUUUUUUUUGAAAUCAGUAGAAAUUUACAGAUCACCGCUGCCGUUCCGCGAAAUCGAUGAUUUGUCUGCCGCGGUCGAGUCGAAUCCUCUGCAUUUUCCUUGCCAAUUUCAAGCAGUUUUUGUUGAUUUCGGCGUACCUUCGUUUACUGCUAAUGAAUUGUCAAUGUCGAUCGAAUCUCACAUGCAAAACCUCGCUGCAAAAGAUUCCACAUUUUGCGGCGCUUGUAGUAACAAUUCCACUGUUUCUGUAACUCUGGAAUCCGGUUCUGAUUGUUUAUAUAGCAACAACGAUUUGCAGUGGAAGUGUGGAGGGCUGAAUGAGCUGAACAAAUUUGAGGGUUCUGGGAAAUAUGAUGAUGAGUUAUUUGACUACUAUUUGAAGUCGCUGUUGGCUGAUAAUGGUAGUCGAGGUCAUGGUGGAAAGGUUUAUACUGUGAUUGUGGUGAGGAAGGAGGAAAUGGAGGAGGUGAGGGCGGUAGUUGGGAAGUAUAGGCACGCCUGGAUCAUGGGUAGGGUUUCAGAGGAGGCUGCAGUGAAGAAGGUGGCAGAGAUUUUUGUGAAAGUGUUUGUGAAUGGUGGUAAAGAGGAAGGGUGCAUCAGUGGGGAGUUUAUGCCGGUGGGGGCGGAUGGGAGGAUUGUGCUUUCCUUCAAUUUGCUGAAUGCUGAUCCACGCGAUUGGACUUAUGACUGGGAAUUCCAAGAGAUAGAUGAUAAUCUCUUGGCUCCUAUAAUUGAUGCUUUGAAGCCUCUAGCAGAUGUUAGAGUGGAGAGUCAGGUUUUAUACCACACUCCGAAGUCUUCAUUUUCCUAUUGGGAUGACACGCUUGGCAGCUAUAUUUUCACGAGAAACGAUCUUCCUUUCUUUGUAAACUCAAAUGAGUGGCAUUUGGAUACAUCAGUUGCUGCAGGAGGGCGUUCGAAGAUCCUCCAUUUUGUGGUAUAUGUGCCAUCUGCAACAGAGUGUCCACUUCUGCUGCAGCUUCCAAAUGGAGCAAUUUCAAAGACAAAUGGUUUUAUAUCUCCAAUGUGGGGAAGUGUUGUUGUUUGGAACCCUUCAGCUUGUUUGAAAGAUACAGAAAUGGAGCCUCAUGUGAGGCAUAAGAUUUCUCCUGAGGACUUGAAGAAAAUUUUUGAAGUCUUCCUCGGCCAGUUGCGACAACUCUUUGGUCUGAAGUCCAAAGGUCUUCUUGGUGAUGCAUCAGGCACUUUACGACUAUUGACUAGUGAAGCUGGCUUCACAGAAUGGGAAUUGGAUGUGUUGUCUCGCCAGCAUACAUGUUUUAAUCUUCUUCAAUGUGCCACAACUCUUGGAUCACUUUCUCGACUUGUCCAGUCGCUUCCAAGAAUGAUAAUUAAGGAUGAAAUAGGAAAACAGGUGAAGUAUUCUCUUGAAUCAGCAAAAUUGGCUCUAAGCAAUGUUUCUGGUGGAGUUUAUGAUGCUUCUGCUGUGUCCUCAAGACAAGCUAGAUCUUUUGCUGAGGAUGCCUUUUAUCACCCUUCUAUGAUGUCUGUGAGCUACUACUCAUUUGAGCACUGCUUUGCUGUCUAUUCGCCCUUCUUUCUGCCGGUUUCACUGCACGUGCUUCUGGCAGCCCUCCGAGAACGGAAAAGAUACAAGCAGGAAAGCAGGAAGUACAAUGCAUGGAAAGCCAAAACAAUGUAAUAUCAGUUUACUGAACCGCAAGUCUCAAAACAACCCACAAGACAUUAAAUAGCAGAUGGACAGUUUUUUCUUGCGUAAGUUACAGGACGCAAUGUGUGGAUGCCCGUUCUUACAUUCCCAUCUGAGACUGCCAUCCUCAGAAGUUUCUCGAGCAGAUACCAUCUGAAGCCCACACUAACAGAACAGGUCAAUGCAAAACCCACACUUGUUUCAUCACUUGCACUUUGUUGUUGUACUGAAAGCGUAAACCAAUUACUGGUCUCACGCCUCGUACUAUAGAAUUGUACGCUAAAUUUGCAUGUUUGUGUAUGAGUUGAACGGAUGAAUACACUUACUGAUUGCUGAACCUGAGCAAUGAGUAGAGAGAAUAGAUGAUUUUCAGUUAAUGUACUUGUAUAUUGAGCAAGCCAUA